Molecule: messenger RNA, 1483 nt
Organism: Erpetoichthys calabaricus (reedfish)
Lineage: Eukaryota; Metazoa; Chordata; Cladistia; Polypteriformes; Polypteridae
Product: olfactory receptor 1509-like
Exons: 1
Coding region: 44-1039 (331 amino acids)
Biological process (GO): G protein-coupled receptor signaling pathway
Cellular component (GO): membrane
Molecular function (GO): olfactory receptor activity; G protein-coupled receptor activity
Source: RefSeq, a predicted model, not a curated record
UUUUAACAGUGAACCAAAGAAAACAGCCAAGAAUUAACUUCCCAUGAGUUCUCAGAGUCCAAAAAGUGCUGUGAAUGAUACUUUUGUUUAUCCAGAAAUGUUUUACAUAAGAGGUAUUUAUGACAUGCCCUUUGCCAACUGCUUUUAUAUUUUUUUAAUUAUUGUAUACAUUUUUACAGUGAUUUUUAACACUUUUCUUAUUGUUUUAAUAUAUAUUGAGGAAAGCCUUCAUAAUGUAAAAUAUAUUGCAGUUUCUCACUUAGCCAUAGCUGAUGUAUGUACGACAACAGCUGUCAUCCCUAAACUAACUGAAACAUUUCUUUUUAACUCUCAUUUUAUUUCAUAUAAAGCAUGUUUGGCUGAUAUGUUCUUUGUUCAUUUCUUCAGUUCAAUGCAAUCACUUUCUCUUGCAAUAUUAGCAUAUGACCGGUUUAUUGCUAUAUGUUUCCCUUUACAAUAUCAUAAUAUUAAUACAAAUAGUAGGAUGGUAAUAAUCAUAUUGUCAGUUUGGCUCUUUUCUGCUGUUAUGAUAUCUACAACUGUACUUCUGAUUACAAAGCUCAACUUCUGUCAGUCUACAGAGGUAAGCAGUUACUUUUGUGAUCAUGGACCUGUGUACCGCUUGGCCUGCAAUGAUUUUUACCUCAAUUUAGUAAUUGGUUUUGCAGACAUAGCAUUGUUGCUUUUUGCACCCCUGGCAUUCAUUCUGAUAUCAUAUGGAGCCAUUGGAUUUACAUUGUUAAAAAUUACAACAGCACAAGGAAGACGAAAAGCAUUAAAGACGUGUACGUCACACAUUAUCUUGGUGGCAAUGUUUUAUGUUCCACUAGCUUUUACAUAUGUUGCUUCACAAUUUGCAAAUUUUCAUAUAAAUACAAGAAUUCUUAAUAACACACUGUCUGCAACACUCCCACCAAUGGUGAACCCUAUAAUUUAUACACUAAAAACUGAAGAGGUGAUGAGUUCAAUAAAAAAACUUUACAAAAGAAGAAAAGACAGACAGGGGAGAGUAAUAAAUGUCACCUUUCUAGCCAAAUAAUUUAACCAUAACAUUCCCAAACCUGCUAAAUCUAAUUCUGCAUCAAGGGGUUUCCCAGAGGCUAUCCCAGCAGCACUGGAUGCAGAGCAGGAAACAGCAGAGGGCAGGCCCUUAGUCCAUGACCAAUCCUCCCAGUUAUGCACCCACACUCACAAUCGCACAAGAGCCAGGUUAGAAUGACUCAUUAACCUAAACUGGGCAGUACGUGUGUGACUGACUGCCACUGGGAUAUUCACUGGAGCCCCAAUAAUUCUGGUGUUAUAUACUGUACCACAACACAUAUCUGAACAAGUAAAUUCCAUCUAAUUGCCAUGAUGUUUCAGUUAAACAAUACUGGGUUAUGUUAAAAGCUUAAUAUUUGUUUUUUUUAUUAAACAAAAUGCUAAUAUGUAUUUAAUCAAGGCAUUACUCUUGCAUGUUUAAAUGUUCUUGUUGGAAUUCAAA